AUGCCUCCCUUAUCACCUAAAAGAAAUAACAAAACUUCAGACAGUCAAGAUUUCGAAAUAAAAAAAAAUUCAUUAAAAAAAUUACGCUGCUCAACUGCUAAAAACAACAAUGACAAUGCUAUAGAAGCAUUAGUUAUCAAUUAUGAUGAUUACAAUUUAAUUGUUAAUUCAUCAGAUAACCGUGUCAAGGAGAUUUUAAAGGAUGUUUUUAAUUCCAUCAAUAGCACAGUCAACAGAUUAUCCAACUAUCUAACAACGAAGUUAAGUACCGUUGAUAAUUCAGAUACAACAAGUUCCGCGGAUGGAAAAGGACACACUUCCAAAGAUAAAGAUUUGGUAGCACAAAUGAAGUUGCUACUAGGAGCACCCGAUGAUCAUGUUACUAAUUUUGUUGACAUCAAUAACAAUAAUAACAAUAUUGAAUUCACCAAUGGCCUGUCUACUACCAAUACAGAUAUAAACAAUGAUAAUUUUAUUAUUUUUUCAUUGAUAUGGUUUAUUAUUAUACUGUCUAGUGUUUUUGUCAUAUUGAGUUUAAUUUUUAUUAUAUUGUACAUGUUUAAGAAUGACGAUGAGCUGGAGUGUAAAUAUAAUAAACUAAUGUCAGAAGAGUCUGUCUAUUAUUAUGAUGAAGAAGAUGAAGAUGAAGAUGAAGAUGGAGAGGAUGACGAAUAUGAAGAUUAUGUGGAUGAGUAUCUCUGA
Messenger RNA from Saccharomycodes ludwigii, 702 nucleotides. RefSeq lists its product as uncharacterized. The record is from RefSeq and is a predicted model, not a curated record. The transcript has a single exon. The coding region runs from base 1 to 702 and encodes 233 amino acids. Lineage: Eukaryota; Fungi; Ascomycota; Saccharomycetes; Saccharomycodales; Saccharomycodaceae.